AUGGAAUACAUGAUCAGAUUUACGCAGACGCAUGAGACGUUCCGCCUCGCAGAAAUAACAGCCUUAGCGGUGCUUGAGGGUAUUGAUCUAGAGAUACUGUCGUACAGUCCCAGCUCGCCUUACUGCUUCGUCAAGUUGCCAUCUGAAGAAGCGGCCAUCAGACUAGUCCGGAGAAGCAUUCUAGCCAAAGCUAUCUACGAAGUCUGGGGACGCGGAUCUACCUAUGAAGAACUCUAUGACAACGUACGAACCGUCUCCCAACAUCUUUGGCCUGUGUACAAACAGUCCACUUUCAAGUUCGCCAUCGACUCUUUUCAAGGGUCCAGAUCCACUACCGAACAAAGGGAACUAAUCGAGAGUUUCAAAUUCAUCGGGCUUGAAGGACCCAUCCGAAUGAAAGGUGCAGAGCAGGAGUUCCGCAUCUUCGAAGACUGGCAACUCGAAGCUCUUCAUCUCAGUGCGCAUCAACCACAAGCGGUCCAUCUAGGACGGCACCUUGGUGGCUCAGACAGGGAUUCGAUCCUGAAAUAUGAUCUCAAGAAGCGGAAGUACAUCUGCACUACCUCCAUGGAUGCCGAGCUUGCUUUGAUCACGGCCAACAUCACCUUGGCUGCCCCUGGAAAGAUUUUCUAUGAUCCAUUUGUUGGCUCGGGUAGUUUCCCCGUAGCUUGUGCCCAUUUUGGUGCUCUUGCUUUUGGGAGUGAUAUUGAUGGUAGGAGUAUCAGAGGGAAGGGUGAGAUAAGCUUACGUUCGAAUUUCCUUCAAUAUGGGAUUACGGAUCAAUUUGGAGACAGCUUUGUUGCAGAUCUUACGAACACCCCUUUGAGAAAUGCGAGGAUAUUUGAUGGUAUCGUCUGCGAUCCGCCGUACGGUGUAAGAGAGGGAUUGAAGGUUCUUGGUAGCAGAGAUCCUUCGAAGGGGAAAGAGGUCGUGUAUCGUGAUGGUGUGGCACAUUAUCUAGAUCCAAAUUAUGUCCCUCCGAAGAAACCUUACAGUUUCCUGACCAUGCUGGAUGAUAUCCUGGAAUUCUCGUCACAAACCCUGGUUGACAACGGUCGGUUAUCAUUCUGGAUGCCGACUUCAAAUGAUCAAGAUCAAGAGAUCAAGAUACCGGAACAUCAUCGCCUCGAGAUCACCAGCGUUUGCACCCAAGCUUUUAAUAAAUGGUCCAGAAGACUCAUCACAUACAGCCGAAUCCCAGAUUCAGAGGUAAUAAAGGGCCCUGCUCGGGAACAAAGAGCUCAAGAGGGCGCCGUGAACGCUGACGACCUGAACCCAUUCAGGAAAGGGUACUUCAACGGAUUCAAGGCAGCUUUGCGUUGA
Drepanopeziza brunnea f. sp. 'multigermtubi' MB_m1 is the source of this 1323-nucleotide messenger RNA. RefSeq lists its product as uncharacterized. Gene Ontology annotation, cellular component: cytoplasm. NCBI's taxonomy places the organism in Eukaryota, Fungi, Ascomycota, Leotiomycetes, Helotiales, Drepanopezizaceae. Gene Ontology annotation, molecular function: methyltransferase activity; nucleic acid binding. The record is from RefSeq and is a predicted model, not a curated record. Gene Ontology annotation, biological process: methylation.